AUGACCUUCCUUCAUAAUUCACGCGCCGCCGUCCCGCAUUUCAAAAUCUUCCUUGAACGCUUUUUCACCCUGACCUUCAUACUCCUACGUGCUCUCGAGGCAUCCGGCCCUUCCCACAAGCACCCUGAUGCCAUCGGCGACGCCCCAACAGCGAAGGCAGACAAACCCUCCACCUGGACUCGCCCGGCUGCCAAAACCCCCCAUGAGAACCCCAAGCUUAACACGGCCGGAACCUGGACCCCAGACCCCAGCCAACUCCUCGGCGAGUACGAGGAGCCUCCCCCACCUCGUGACACCAACGCAUACUUUAUGACUGACAACAACACUGUGGUCACCGUCCAGGUUGGCAUGACUGCCGAUCUCCGCUGCCAGGUGUUCGACGUGGCCGAACACGAAACGGAUUGGACGCUGCAUGUAAGGUACGCCCAGCCCCGAGAUGCGGGCGUGUACGAGUGCCAGCUCUCCGCCCACCCUCCCAUAGGCGUCUACACCACACUCAAUGUCAUCGAGGCUAAGGCGGAGAUCGAAGGGGAAUCAGAGAUCUACGUGCAGACCGGGAGCUCCGUGCAACUUACGUGCAAGUUGAAGGACUUCACUGAGCCUCCUACGUACGUGUUCUGGUUUCACGCCGAGCACAUGGUCAACUACGACUCAAACAAAAGGCGCAGGAUCUCAAGCCUCAAUCUCCCCCAACAUAGCCGUGUCCAACGGGAUGGAGUGAGCGAGCUGAGGAUCUCAAAGGUUACAAAACACGACAGUGGGAACUAUACCUGCCAGCCUGCCAACGCUCGCCCUGCUUCAGUGUCCCUCCAUGUCAUUACGGAAAAGUUUGAUUACUCAGGCAGUGGCGGAUCUGGAAGCCACCUGGGAACAUGCUCACAAAUACGUGAGACUCCCGCCGCCAUGCAACGAGCCAGUGCAACGGAAAUCCAGUACCGCGUCAGUCUAGCCCUUAUAUCCACCCUGGUUGCUCUGAUCGCCUUUCAGCACUUAAUGGAAAGUUCAGGUGUUGCUUUCGAGGAAAAUGGAAAGCCAUAUCUUCCAUGGCUGGAUGGCACUGUUAGGAGAGUUUGGUUGGCUUUAGACGUCAAGACUUUCCACGCCCAGAUCUGCCAACGGUGGCACGUGUUUUCUGUUCUCUUAUCUGACGUGUUUAUCAAAAUACGUUAG
Penaeus vannamei (Pacific white shrimp) is the source of this 1170-nucleotide messenger RNA. Lineage: Eukaryota; Metazoa; Arthropoda; Malacostraca; Decapoda; Penaeidae. The record is from RefSeq and is a predicted model, not a curated record.